GGAACUGAGUCCAGGGUCUGCGGAGGCAGGGGAUAGAUAGUACCUGAAAACAGCAUUCUGGAUUUGAAGAUUUUAUUGAGUGAUUGAUUGCACAUCUUAUUUGCCUGUUUUAUGUUUGUGUACUUAAUUUCUAUCCUUCUCAAUUCCGCAGGGAAUUAAUUGAUAUAAAUAGCCCCAUAUGAAAUACUUGCAGGAUAACUCUUAAUACAUGAAUUUCAAACAUGCUGCUUUCCAAGUUCAGCUAAAUACACCUCUUCCUAUAUCAUUGCAGAGUUCAUUCUUCAAAACUGAAAAGAGAUUGCAAAUUUCUCUAAUCUUUACACACUUGAUUAAAAGAAAUGGUGACAAAGAUUGAGUCAAUGAAGGAUUUGAUUACUUCUGUGAUAAACCAUGGCCAAGGGUAUUGUCUGGGCUCAUUUUCAUAAUAUUUUGAAAUUGGUGUUCAGUCAUAGCUUUCUACACAAUCAUGGACAUGCUUAUUACAGAUGUGUUCAUUACGUGUCUCCAUGAAAAUCACUGUGGUUUUAUUUCUUUACUUAGAGCCAGUAGUUGUUUUAAUUGGUGUAUGUUAAAUACAUGUCCUGAAGUAUAUGUACAUCUUGAUCAUGUUCUCUUCCAGAAACAGCUUUUUUGGAAACUCAGUUUUAAAAAACAUUGGCCCCUAAAUUGUCAGCAUCAUCUUAAAAAGCAAAGGAUUUUCCUUCUUCAUCUGUUUGUAUGCCUAUUCUAGCACCUUACACAUGCCUCUGUUACAGUGUUUGUCAGAUUGAUUUAUGAUGUUGGUUAGGAUCUCAAAGAAAGCUUGAAUACCGUCCUUCAUAUGUUCCUCACAGCCCAACACUAAGAAAGAAUAUUCUGAAAGUACUUUAUUGAAUAAACAGUGUUGAAGAUGAAGCUGUGGAUAAAAACGUUUUCAAAGAGUGCAGCAAGAUUGCUUUCUACAGAAAUACUUUUACAUGGUUCAAAAAUCAAAUACUAUGAAAAGAAACACAUUGAAGAGUUACUCUCAUUCCUGUCCCCUUUCACACCACUCUACACCUUCCCCGCGUCAGAAACAGCUGCUCUCCAAGAAGUCUACCUAUCGAGCAUUACUGGACUCAGUCACAACAGGCAAAGACAGUGCCAGGUUCCAAAUCAUCAACGAACCAGCAAAGGUUCCACUCCUGGCUGAAGUUUGUGGCAUAGAGGGAAAUAUUUUCAGACUUAAAAUCAAUGAAGAAAUACCCUUGAAACCUAGGUAUGAAGUUUCUGAUGUCCUCACAAGCAAGCUAACCACUGUAAGGCUGACUUCUUGCCCAGGGGAUACAGGCAGUCUGGUGUUGGCAAGUGGAAAAGGAGAUCUGAAGUGUCACAUCAUGGCAAACCCAUUCAAGGUUGACUUGGUAUCUGAAGAAGAGGUUGUAAUGAGCAUAAACUCCCUGGGCCAAUUGUACUUUGAGCAGCUGCAGAUUCCUCCCAAGCAAAGAGUUACCAAGAAAAAUGAGAAGGAUGCAUCCGUUGACGCCACUCAGGAAAAUCAAGAGGAACUGGGCCUGUGGGAGGAGAAAUUUGAAAAUUUUGUGGAUGUCAAAGUUAAUGGUCCUGCCUCCAUUGGUUUGGAUUUCUCUUUGCAUGGUUUUGAGCAUCUCUAUGGAAUCCCGCAACAUGCUGAAUCACACCAACUUAAAAACACAAGUGAUGGUGAUGCUUACCGUCUUUAUAACCUAGAUGUCUAUGGAUAUAAAAUACAUGACAAAAUGGGCAUUUAUGGUUCAGUGCCUUAUCUCCUGGUCCACAAACUGGGCAGAACUCUAGGCAUUUUUUGGCUAAAUGCCUCAGAAACACUAGUGGAGAUCAAAACAGAACCUGCUGUAAAGUACACACUGACCCAGACGGGCCCAGUUGCUGCUAAACAAAAGGUCGGGUCUCGAACUGAUGUGCACUGGAUGUCAGAGAGUGGAAUCAUUGAUGUUUUUCUGUUGACAGGACCUACUCCUUCUGAUGUCUUCAAGCAGUAUUCAUACCUUACAGGCACACAAGCCAUGCCCCCUCUCUUUUCUCUGGGGUACCAUCAGUGCCGCUGGAACUAUGAAGAUGAGCAGGAUGUAAAGGCAGUGGAUGCAGGAUUUGAUGAACAUAACAUUCCUUAUGAUGUCAUGUGGCUGGACAUAGAGCACACAGAGGGCAAGAGGUACUUCACCUGGGACAAGAAAAGAUUCCCAAACCCCAAAAGGAUGCAAGAUCUGCUCAGGAGCAAAAAACGUAAGCUUGUGGUCAUUAGUGACCCCCACAUCAAGGUUGAUCCCAACUACUCAGUGUAUGCUAAGGCCAAAGAACAGGGCUUCUUUGUGAGGAAUCAUGAAGGAGGAGACUUUGAAGGUGUAUGCUGGCCUGGUCUCUCCUCUUACCUGGAUUUCACCAACCCCAAAGUCAGAGAGUGGUAUUCUAGUCUUUUCGCUUUCUCUGUUUAUCAGGGAUCUACUGACAUCCUCCACAUAUGGAACGACAUGAAUGAGCCCUCUGUCUUUAAAGGCCCGGAGCAAACCAUGCAGAAGAAUGCCAUUCAUCACGGCAACUGGGAGCACCGGGAACUUCACAACAUCUAUGGCUUUUAUCAGCAAAUGGCCACUACAGAAGGACUGAUCCAGCGAUCUAAAGGAAAGGAGAGACCCUUUGUUCUUACACGUUCAUUCUUUGCUGGAUCACAAAAAUAUGGUGCUGUGUGGACAGGUGAUAACACAGCAGAGUGGAGUUACCUGAAAAUUUCUAUCCCUAUGUUACUUACCCUCAGCGUGACUGGGAUCUCUUUUUGUGGAGCGGAUGUAGGUGGCUUCAUCGGGGAUCCAGAGGCAGAGCUGCUAAUGCGGUGGUACCAGGCAGGAGCCUACCAGCCCUUCUUCCGUGGCCAUGCCACCAUGAACACCAAGCGACGGGAGCCCUGGCUCUUUGGGGAGGAGCACACUCGGCUCAUCCGAGAAGCCAUCAGAGAGCGCUACACCCUCCUGCCCUACUGGUAUUCUCUGUUCUACUCUGCACAUGUGGCUUCUCAACCUGUCAUGAGGCCUCUGUGGGUAGAGUUCCCUAAUGAAUUAGAGACUUUUAGUGUGGAAGAUGAAUACAUGCUGGGAGGUGCUUUAUUGGUUCAUCCAGUCACAGAACCAAAAGCUACUGUUGUUGAUGUGUUUCUGCCAGGGUCAAGUGAGAUUUGGUAUGACUCUAAGACAUUUGCUCACUGGAAAGGAGCAUGUACAGUAAAGAUCCCAGUAACCUUGGACGCUAUACCAGUGUUUCAACGUGGUGGAAGUGUGGUACCAAUAAAGACCACUAUAGGAAGAUCCACAGGCUUCAUGAGUGAUUCCCCAUAUGGACUCCGAGUGGCUCUAAGCACUAAGGGUUCUGCCAUGGGUGAAUUCUAUCUCGAUGAUGGGCAUUCUUUCCAAUACCUCCACCAGAAGCAAUUCUUGCACAGGAAAUUUUCAUUUUCCUCAGGUGUUUUGACCAACAGUUGUGCUGACGAGAGGGGUCAUUAUCCCAGCAAGUGUGUGGUGGAGCAGAUCUUGGUCCUAGGCCUCAAGAAGCAGCCAUCUUCUGUGACUGCCCACUCAGCUGAUGGCAGCGCUCAGCCUGUGGCUUUUACGUACCAUGCCACAACAUCCACCCUGAAGCUGGAGACGCUCUCGCUGAACAUUGGUGUGGACUGGAAGGUGCGCGUCCAGUGACGGAGCAGUGCGCCUGGUGGCAGAGCCAGGAGCAGCGGCACCUCUCCGCCUUCCCUGGGGCCUUUUAUGCAAUUCGUGCCACAUGCUAAUUGACUUCUCUGGCUUAAAGUCAGCUUUCAUUAGUCACAGUUUAUUAGUGAACAGUAGAUUUCAGAUUUUUCAGAUGUUACAUUCUUAGACAUGCUGGGAAUCAUACUCUUGGUAUCACACACCACUUCGACAUGCAAGUGGCCCAGAGACAUUUAUAGCAUUCACAGACCUCGCAUUGCUCCUUGGGCCAUGGCCUGGGGUAUGUGCCGUGGCCCAGUGGGGAGCUUCUCUUUGAGCACAGCUGGGUGAGUUUGUUUCAAGUGAUAGGUGGGCCGAGCCCACCUUGUGGCCCAUUUGUGAAAGCUCGUCUCAGUCCAUGUGGCCAAGCCACUCCAGCUCCAGCAGCUGAGCUGCUCAAGGUCUCUCUUGAAGUGGACAGUGGCCUCUGGUAACCACCUCCCCCCACAGAUCUCUUUUACCCACUUAGACAUGGGCAAGGCAAUCCUUUUCUACUUGCACUAUAUGUACUGCAGCAACAGGGAGUUACUCUACCUUACAGACUGAAAAGCUGGCUUAAAACUCAAUAUUCAGAAAACUAAGAUCAUGGCAUCUGGUCCCAUCAUUUCAUGGCAAAUAGAUGGGAAAA
Molecule: messenger RNA, 4374 nt
Organism: Bubalus bubalis (water buffalo)
Lineage: Eukaryota; Metazoa; Chordata; Mammalia; Artiodactyla; Bovidae
Gene: GANC
Product: glucosidase alpha, neutral C
Exons: 25
Coding region: 957-3698 (913 amino acids)
Biological process (GO): N-glycan processing; carbohydrate metabolic process
Molecular function (GO): alpha-1,4-glucosidase activity; carbohydrate binding
Source: RefSeq, a predicted model, not a curated record